UAGAGCGUUUGCCUUGUAAGCUAAACUUCGUGAGUUCGAAUCCUUUCUUUACCAUUUUUUUUUUUUUGUUAUGCACAAUUGUGCAUCUUUUUUUAAAAAUAGUAUCUCAUUAUAAAUCUAAAUGUUUACAAAUGACGGAGUUUAUACAUGUACAAAAAAGGUUGUUUACGAUUGUUUUCUUUUUCAAACAUAAUUUUGGUAGAUCUUUGAUGUGUUAUCUAGAUGGAAUACAUGUAACAUACCGUAAUUUAUAAGCUCGGAAAUAUAUUUUUUACAGAUGCCAGGGAUUAGACUUCCCUUCAAUUGUGUAGUCUGUAACAUACGAACAACUCCAAAAAACAGACGUAAAAUCAAUGUACAGCUUAAACAGCAAAUAUUAAAACGCUUUCCAGUUACAGUCAAAGAAACUGAUGUUAUCUGCAAUAAAUGCCGAUUAAAGCACUUCUGCAAAUCGCCACCUGUUUCUUCCUUAAGAUAUGAAGAAGUAAUCAGUGAUCUUAAUAGUGAUGAUGACUUUAAUCCUCCAAUUUCUAAAAGAUGUGCUAUUGCAAGCCCACCGUCUGUAAGGCUGAGCAUUCCAGCUACACCAAAGUCACAUUCAAGGUGCUUUAUCUGUAAAAGGCCGGGACCAAAAUUAAUAGUCGUUCCAGCUGAGGCUAGAUUUUCAGCUUUUGCUGAACAUAACAUUAUAAUUAAGAGUGGGACACGAUGUUGCCCAGUACAUACGGAUGCAAGUAAAUUAAAAGAUGAUGCACUAAAAUCAGCAAACAAGGCAGAAUCAGCUUAUGUAAAUCGCGCUACCGUUCUUGAACUGUUGACAAAACUGAGAGAAGCAUACUGA
Molecule: messenger RNA, 841 nt
Organism: Mercenaria mercenaria
Lineage: Eukaryota; Metazoa; Mollusca; Bivalvia; Venerida; Veneridae
Exons: 2
Coding region: 278-841 (187 amino acids)
Source: RefSeq, a predicted model, not a curated record